This is a messenger RNA of Rangifer tarandus platyrhynchus (Svalbard reindeer), 429 nucleotides long. Lineage: Eukaryota; Metazoa; Chordata; Mammalia; Artiodactyla; Cervidae. The record is from the annotation of a GenBank genome assembly.
AUGCGACCGCCCAGGAACUUUGCGGGACAGAUCCCGGGUCCCUGCCUCCAUCCUGGGUCCCGACUUGCCUCCCGGUUCACCCGCUGCCUCCACACGCGCGGGAAGAAACUGCACCCUCCAGACGGCCCGCUGCAUCCUGCAGACGCGGGAGCUCCCGCCGGAGGUCCCCGGUUUGCCGUCACCGCAGGGACAGGGGAGGAGAAGGGGCCGCCUUACCUGGCGCGCGUCCCUGCUCAGGGGCGCUGUCGCGGCAGUGGCGCGCCCCGCGGGGGCCCGGGGGUUCUGGAAGUGACCGGCCGCGGCCCUGCCACACCUGGGCCGGAGCGGGUCGGCCGCCCUCCCCUCCCGGAGCCCGGAGCCCGUCUGCCCCGGGCGGCCGGUGCGGAGCGCGCGGGACGCUCCCGGUCCCGGAGGCGGAGCCCGAGAUAA